AUGUAUAAAAACAUCAUCGUCCUUACAGCCUCGUUGCUGGCUCUGUGCCAGCCUUCUCUUGCUUUGCCCCGUCGGGUCAUAGAUACUGACUUUCCUGACCCAGCUUUGCUCGAAACCAAGGACGGCUUCUAUGCAUUUGCGACGACUGGCAAUGGAGUUAACGCCCAGAUUGCAUUCUCCAAGGAUUUUAAGAAGUGGGAACUUCAGCGAGGCAAAGACGCACUUCCCGGCCCAUUCCCUUCUGGCUCGUGGAUAGCCGACCAUCCUGCUCUUUGGGCCCCGGACGUGGUCAAGCUCGAUGACAACUCGUACGUAAUGUACUUCUCUGCUGCUCCCAAGUCCAGCCCCCGGGGACAUUGCGUUGGUGUUGCAACCUCCAAGUCUGCUAUGGGGCCCUACAUUCCCAAAGACAAACCACUCGCAUGUCCUCUCGAUAAAGGAGGUGCCAUCGACCCAUCCGGAGUCCUCGACGGCAAUACUCGGUAUGUCGUGUACAAGAUUGAAAAUAUGAAACUGGGAACUCCCAUCAUGCUCCAAGAGCUACAAUCCGACGGCAUUACCCCGAAAGGCGACCCGAUCCAACUCAUCAAACGUGACGACAGCGACGGCCCCCUUAUCGAAGCACCGAGUAUCGCCAAGGGGAAGGACGGCACGUACUAUCUUACUUUCUCGUCGCACGUUUUCAAUACGAAGGGCUAUGAUGUGAAAUAUGCGACUGCACCAAAGGUAACUGGGCCAUACACACGGGCUAAGAAAGAAUUACUGAAGACUGGCGAUCCUGGUACGGCGGGGCCCCUUGCCGGCCCGGGUGGUUCUGACUUUUCUGAAGAUGGGACGAAAAUUCUGUUCCAUGUGUUGAGGAAUGGCCAGGAUGCAAAGAAUGGACGGGCACUAUAUGCGGCAGAUGUGGUGUUGGAUGAGAAGAAGAUCACCGUCUCUUGA
Messenger RNA from Aspergillus tanneri, 942 nucleotides. RefSeq names its product glycoside hydrolase family 43 protein. NCBI's taxonomy places the organism in Eukaryota, Fungi, Ascomycota, Eurotiomycetes, Eurotiales, Aspergillaceae. Gene Ontology annotation, biological process: carbohydrate metabolic process. Gene Ontology annotation, molecular function: hydrolase activity, hydrolyzing O-glycosyl compounds. The transcript is spliced from 2 exons. The record is from RefSeq and is a predicted model, not a curated record. The coding region runs from base 1 to 942 and encodes 313 amino acids.